Thamnophis sirtalis is the source of this 668-nucleotide messenger RNA. NCBI's taxonomy places the organism in Eukaryota, Metazoa, Chordata, Lepidosauria, Squamata, Natricidae. The record is from RefSeq and is a predicted model, not a curated record.
GGAGCGGCCCGUGAAGGGGCCCGAGGCGUGGCGGCAGCGGGAGAAGCGGCGGCCGGGAUGAGCGUGGUCGGGACCCCCGCGGUGGUGUCGAUCUCCAUCAGCAGCAGCCUCAACUCUUUCCGCGCCCUGAAGAGAUAUGCCCGCGGCCUCACCAUCGCCGAGUUCAAGUGCAAGCUGGAACUCGUUGUCGGGAGCCCAGCCUCAUGCAUGGAACUUGAACUCUACACCCCGGAUGAUAAGUUUGUGAUGAAGCUGGACCAGGAUGAGGCCUUGCUGGGCUCCUACCCAGUGGACGAUGGAUUCCGAAUCCAUGUGAUAGACCGAAGUGGGGCAACGAUCGGAGAAUACGAGGACGUCUCGAAGGUGGAGAAGUUCCAGAUUUCGGAUACUGAAUACGAGAAGCGAACAGAUUCGGCUCGCUCGUUCAUGAAGCGCAGCCACCUGGGGCAGUACAAGGAAACGCCGGGGAAGGAGUCCGAGGCGGAGCAGAAGCUGCUGGAGGAGAAAGCCCUGGCGGAGGCCAUUUCCGUGGGGGCCAGGUGCGAAGUGCGAGUCACGGGGCAGCCCAGCAAACGGGGGACCGUCAUGUACGUGGGCUUAACAGAAUUCAAACCUGGUUACUGGGUUGGGAUCAAGUAUGACGAACCGGUGGGAAAACACGACGGCAG